UCAUGAAAUCCCCUGCCUCGUCUUUUUUCCCUUUCCUCGUAUUAAAGUGGACUCAUCAAUAUUUCGAUUUUCGGUUCUUCAAUUAUUCCACAUCAUAAAAACACUAUCAAUUCCAACCAUAUUCUUUCUCCAUUAUUCACGAGUUAGUGAUAAAAUCGGCUUACAUUCCGCCAUUUUUCCUACCUUAUUUAUGAAAUUUCUUUAGAUACACAGAGUUUUGCCUGAGUGUUUACCAUUGAACGACAUCAUUCUUACUGAUAAUCAUCAUCAUGACAUCGGGAACAAGGAUGCCAACGUGGAAGGAGAGGGAGAACAACAAGAGGAGAGAGCGAAGGCGAAGAGCCAUUGCUGCUAAAAUAUUUGCCGGAUUAAGAAUGUACGGUAACUAUCAACUUCCUAAGCAUUGUGAUAACAAUGAGGUCCUUAGAGCUCUCUGCAAUGAAGCUGGAUGGACAGUUGAGCCUGAUGGUACCACCUACCGUAAGGGCUGCAAACCGAUGGAGAGAUUGGAUUUUUUGGGUGGUUCAACAUCAUUAAGUCCAUGUUCAUCUUACCAGCCAAGUCCUUUCACUUCCAACAACCCAAGCCCUGCUUCCUCUUCCUUUCCUAGUCCGGCUUCUUCCUCAUACGCGGCAAACCUUAACAUGGACGGGAAAUCCCUCAUACCGUGGCUUAAAAACCUCUCUUCUGGAUCUUCAUCGGCUUCCUCUUCCAAACUCCCGCAUUUUCAUAUUCAUACUGGCUCCAUCAGUGCUCCAGUGACCCCUCCUUUUAGCUCACCAACUGCCCGAACCCCACGGAUGAAAACUGAUGCCGGCUGGGCUGGAUUUCGCUACCCGUUCCUUCCAUCAUCUACACCAGCUAGCCCUGGUCGUCAGAACUUCAUUGGUGCAGAAUGUUUUGCUGGAAUUAGUGGACCACCUUCUCCAACAUAUAGUCUUGUUUCGCCUAAUCCGUUUAGGUUCAAAAUGGAGGUUCUAUCACGUGGUGGAUCUCGUAUGUGCACACCUGGACAGAGUGGCACAUGUUCACCUGCUAUUGCUGCAGGAUUGGAUCAUACUGCUGAUGUUCCCAUGGCUGAAGUGAUGAUCUCUGAUGAGUUUGCAUUCGGAAGCAAUGCCGCAAGGAUGGUGAAGCCAUGGGAAGGGGAGAGGAUCCAUGAGGAUUGUGUUCCGGAUGAUCUUGAGCUUACUCUUGGGAGUUCUAAGACAAGAUAAAACUUGGAAUUGUGCAAGCAAGAAGAAUUGGCUCCUAUUGAUGUCAAGGUGGCGCGAUGGGGUAUGAAGAAAAAGGUUUUAGGCUUUCACAGGAGUUGAUCCAUCUAUAGCAUCGACCCCUCCCCAUCUCCCAAUUUGGUUGUUCUGUUGUUAUAUAUAAUGGAAGAACAGUGAUUCUAUAAUGUGAACUUUAAAAGUAGUAGCAAAAUGUAAGAUGCAGAAUUCAACUACAUCACUCGAACGUUAGAUUGAACUGAGCAGAAAAGGCAUGUAACUGCUGCAAGAAGCUGGUUAUGUCUAAAAAGACAUACACGUGUACUGAAACUCCCGUUAUGCAUGGGUCCAGAGAAAGCCAGACCACAAUUUGGUUAUGUCUA
Capsicum annuum is the source of this 1594-nucleotide messenger RNA. Its product is annotated as BES1/BZR1 homolog protein 4. The record is from RefSeq and is a predicted model, not a curated record. Gene Ontology annotation, biological process: brassinosteroid mediated signaling pathway; DNA-templated transcription. The coding region runs from base 270 to 1217 and encodes 315 amino acids. Gene Ontology annotation, molecular function: DNA-binding transcription factor activity. The transcript is spliced from 4 exons. NCBI's taxonomy places the organism in Eukaryota, Viridiplantae, Streptophyta, Magnoliopsida, Solanales, Solanaceae.